AUGUCGCACGCACUCAAUCAGGUCAAUACAGCUGACACUAUCAGUCCCUCCUCGCCCGCUGCCCAGCCAGAAGCCGAGUUCCAGUCAACCGGCGACAUCUCAGGCCCCGAGCCCGAAGCCAUCACCCUCGCGCGCCGCAAGAUCCGCUCGGAGAGCAUGAGUGAGCAGCUUUCGGAGCGGCUGGCGCACAUGAAGCUUCCGCAGCCCGAGCGGCUGUUUGGGCCGGACGAGGGCGAGAUUAUCGAUCUGGACGACUUGGACGGGGACGACGGGGAUGCCGGCGUGGCGCCGGAUGCGUGGGAUAAGAUCAAGCUGGACGACGAGGUGCCGGAGAGUGUGAGGACGGGGAGGAUGACCCAUUCGAGGAAUGCGAGCAGGGUGGACUCUGCUAGCAUUUCUCGCCCGCCACCUAUCCUAGAAGCGUCCGAGCAGCCAGAAAAGGCCAAGCCGGUCGAAGCUGCUCGAGAACAGAAGAUCACGCCGUUUGACGUUGCUGGCGAAGUAGACGCUGCAGGCAAGGAUCUUGGCAUCAACUACGACAAAAUCACGGCGCAAUUCGGGGCUAGCAAGAUCUCUUCCGAGCUGCUGGAGCGGUUCGAGAAGGUUACUGGGCAACGACCACAUCCUCUUCUCCGCCGUGGCACCUUCUUCUCGCACCGAGAUCUGAAUACCAUUCUUGACCGGUACGAGCAGGGCAAGCCAUUCUACCUCUACACCGGCAGAGGGCCCUCUUCCGACUCGAUGCACUUGGGCCACUUGAUCCCGUUCAUGUUCACCGCGUGGUUGCAACGCGUGUUCAAUGUCCCACUUGUCAUCCAAAUCACAGAUGACGAAAAGUACCUGCUCGAGCGUGACAUCAAGAAGCAGGCGGAAACAAUGAAGAAGAUCAAGGGAAAGAAGCCCAUCGACCUGUUGAGGCACUAUCAGCGGAUGGCGACCGAUAAUAUCAAGGAUAUUAUCGCGUGCGGGUUCCUCCUUGAGAAGACGUAUAUCUUCCAGGAUACACAAGCUAUGGGCGGGACGUUCUACCAGAACGUAGUCCUCUUCGCCAAGACUGUUACGCUCAACCAGAGCAAGAACGUCUUUGGGUUCGGAGACUCUGACAACAUUGGGAUGUACCACUUUGCGGCCAUCCAGGCCUGCCCAUCAUUCUCCAACUCCUUCCCCCAGAUCUUUGGCGAUCGCACCGAUAUUCCAUGUCUGAUCCCCUGCGCGAUCGACCAGGACCCAUACUUCCUCCUCACCCGCGAUGCCGCCGACAAGCUAGGCUAUCAAAAGCCCUGCCUCGUCCACUCCAAGUUCCUCCCUGCCCUCCAAGGCGCCGGAACGAAAAUGUCUGCCUCGAACGAAAACACCGCCAUCUUCAUGACGGAUGACGCCAAGAAGAUCCACAAAAAGAUCCGGUCACAUGCGUUCUCUGGCGGUCGGGCGACGCAGGAGGAGCACAAGCGGCUCGGCGGAGAUCCGGAUGUGGACAUUGCGUAUCAGUACUUGAGCUUCUUUGAGGAUAGCGAUGAGGUCAUGGAGGGUCUUGCGAGGGAUUACCGGGCGGGAACGCUUAGUACGGUCGAGAUGAAGGAUACGUGUAUCAAGAAGCUGCAGGAGGUUGUGGCUGAGUUCCAAAAGAACCGAGCCGAGGUUACCGACGAGACGGUCAAGCAGUUCCAAGAUGCUACUCGGACCAUCGACCCAAGUCCUCGGAAAACUGCAUGA
Molecule: messenger RNA, 1713 nt
Organism: Dioszegia hungarica
Lineage: Eukaryota; Fungi; Basidiomycota; Tremellomycetes; Tremellales; Bulleribasidiaceae
Exons: 12
Coding region: 1-1713 (570 amino acids)
Biological process (GO): tryptophanyl-tRNA aminoacylation
Cellular component (GO): cytoplasm
Molecular function (GO): ATP binding; tryptophan-tRNA ligase activity
Source: RefSeq, a predicted model, not a curated record